Molecule: messenger RNA, 933 nt
Organism: Zymoseptoria tritici IPO323
Lineage: Eukaryota; Fungi; Ascomycota; Dothideomycetes; Mycosphaerellales; Mycosphaerellaceae
Exons: 1
Source: RefSeq, a predicted model, not a curated record
CCACCACCCUUCACGCCCGCCUCACCGUCCACAAAACCAGUCACAGAUCUGCUCGACCCCUCAAAAAUCUACAUAACCCACCUCGACCGCCUUCCCAUCCCGCAGAAACAAACCAUAUUCCUCAUCCCCAUCCUCCUCAACGGCGUCAUCGCCCUGCUCCUCCUUUGGCGCCUCUAUCACGCCAUACCAACCUACUGGAUCCUCAUCCUCACCCUUCUCGGAAACAAAACCGUCGCGACGGUAGAUGUCGUGCAUACCACUAUGAAGCAGCAGAUGUGGGUGCUCGCGAAACGAGUCGGGAUUAUGGCAGCGGACUAUUUGUUGUUUGCGUAUAUUGGACCUUGGCCGGUGACGUUUUUCGCGGAGCAACCUGCGAAUCCGUGUUCGUGGAGGUGGAGGGUGGGCUUUAAAGAAGAGGAGAUGGUGGUGAGGGUGAGUCGGGGUUGGGGAGCGGAGGAAUUGUUUGCAGGGAAGAAGAAAGGUGGAGAGAGCGCGUUUUGGAAAACGAGAGUGGAGACUGCGGUUGCGAGGGAGAUCAUGGCGAAGACGGGGUAUUUGAUGAUGGGUGUGGAUUGGGAUUUGGAUUUUGAGGCCAUGAUAUACUUGGAAGCAUUGGUGGGAAAGGGCGAGGUGAGGAGUCGGGAGAUUGAUCAGGUUGUUUGGGGGUUUGUGGAGGGAGUAGGAUGGGGUUGUUGGAGGUUUGGAGAGGGCGAAGGUGAUACGGAGGAAGAGAGGAGGAGGGAGGUGGUGAGGUUUAAGGAUGUGCUGACCGGUAUGGGCAAGGAGGGGUUGUUUUGGAAGUGGACGGAGAUUGUGGAAGAGGAGAGAGGUGAAGAUGGAGAGUUCACGGUGGAGGGCAGGGAGAGGGUGGAGAGCAGGGUGAAGGAGGCCUUUGAGAAGGAGGGCGUGGACUUUGAGGAGGUGAAGAGGAAA